Messenger RNA from Cutaneotrichosporon oleaginosum, 580 nucleotides. RefSeq lists its product as uncharacterized. NCBI's taxonomy places the organism in Eukaryota, Fungi, Basidiomycota, Tremellomycetes, Trichosporonales, Trichosporonaceae. The record is from RefSeq and is a predicted model, not a curated record.
UUCAACGCCGAAUGCAUCUCGUCUUGGCCACUUCCGACUCCCUAUCGCUCUCGCUUCCCUUCUUAUCCGCCCCCGCGGUCUCGCAAUCAUACGACUCUUCCCCCUCCUCGCCCUUGCCUUCGCGGCCCCCAUACUUGCAAUGUCCCCCACCAUCAUCCUUCCCGGCCACACGUACAUCCACAUCUCCUCGCACAUCGCCCCCGCAGAACUGUCCGAGCGCCUCUCAGACUCGCCGGUCAAGCUCGAGUACCGCGGUCCGGUUGGCGAGCUUGAGGGCGAGCACGUGUUUGAAGUCGUCGGCGCGGCUGAGUCGAACGAGUGGAAGCGGGACGGUGAACACGUUCUCCGCAGUUUGCGUGAGAGGGACGGCAUCACCGGCGCCAACGUGCUUGAGCCCAAGCAGCGAGUCAAGCGCGACGAGUUCUAGUUGUCCCGCGACCUAAGAGCCUGGAUGACUAGUUGUACAUCGCUACCAUGAUACACUUGCGCCCUAGACUUGCCCCCCCCCGGAACUAUAACUCUAGACUGGUAGCCGUGAAAUCUCGUCGCGCACCUGAUGCACUCGCUCAGCACGCUCCAA